AUUAAUUAUAUUCACAAUAUUUUUUCAAUUAAUUAAUUUUUAGCUGGCAAUAAAUAAGAAAUUUUCGCAGACAAAUAUAUUCAAUCAAUCAAGUAAAUGAACACAUUUACUUUUGGUAAAGGAAAGUAGACAGAAUUAAAAAUUAAUAUCAAGAGUAACGCGGUCAACUCAACAGGAAAUAUUGAAUACAUAGAAUAGGUUGAAAAAUGCUAAUAAAUAAUAAGAGAUGAUAAAAACAUAUUAAGACAGCUUAUUAAAGAGGGAAACAGCCAAGUUAUGUCAAUAAUUAAAAGCAAAAAAAAGUUUAUUGAUUAGAUGUAGACAGAACUCAAGAAGUUCUUAAAGACUUAUAAAAAUUAGCAACAGCAAAACGAAGGAGAAUAAACUUAAACACAUAAAUAGUAAAAUCAAAAUGAUAGCUUCAAUAGUCAAGUUAUAAGUGAAAGGUAAAUGUCACGAAACAGUACACACUAAAACCUUAACUAGAAUAACGGAAUUUAGAAUAAGGUUUAACAUAAUAACGCAAAUAAUAAUUCUACUACUAAUAAUAUGAAUAAUUAAAAGGCACAAGAAACUUAAAUUAGUUAAUCGUAUUAGCACCAGUAACAAGUUUAUACUACUACAACAAACAUAGGUAAUAGUAAUAAAGUAAAUCUUAUAACAUAUAGACUGAAUGCUCCUACGCCUAUUAAUUAAAGCAAAGUAGUUUCGUUAAUUAGCAAGGAUCAAAGCUCUCCUUUAGAUAAAAAACCGAGAUCUCUAUCAUAACAAGAAGCACAUACUGAAAAUAAAUUAUCAGCAAAGCCAUAAUUAUAAAAUUAGGGAGUCUCUAUGACAGACUCAGGUUUUAUUAACAUUAACUCUGCAAGAGUUUAAAAGAAUAACUAUUAUUUUAAAAAUGAGGAUUAAAAUAGCAAAUAGCCAGUUUCAUUAACAAGUAGAAAUGAUUCUAGCUAGCAAGCUAUAAGUCCUAAAGAAAUUAAUUUGCAUAAUAAAUUGAAAAAAGUACCUUCGAUUCCAAAAUAUGCAAAUAACUUAGCAGUCAAUCAAGAUAACAAGCAAAAAAAAUCUCCUACCCCUAAGCAUAAGAGUCCAAUAAAUAAAUAAAAUGUAUAAAGCAAGGAUGGUAAAAAGAUUACUAAGAAAAAUAAUAUAGAUACAAGCAAAGACGCUAGCAAGGAUAAUUCAUAAAUUCACAGCCAAGAUAAAUUAUAAACACCAAAAGACACAGUUAAGCAAACACCUAACAAAAAAGAAAAUGAAAAUAUAGCAUCUUCAAAGUUAAAUGCAAAUGUUUUUAGCUUUGAUUUAUAAACAGCAAGCUAACCACAAUAUUAGACUAAUAGAUAGAAUUUGUUAUCACCACAACAAUUUUAAACAAAAGUAUUUAGCGAAAACUCAAAUAAAGUCUUUGGAAUAGCUGCUUAGGAUUAGUCAGAGAGAAAAUUUUCCAUCACUUCUUCUUUAAGUAAUACAGAAAGAUAGUUUAAUAAUAAAAACAGCGAAAAUCUUUUAUAAUUAAAUUAGCUUUCUUAGAAUAAUAAUUAUUCUGUAAAUUUAGUAAAACUAGAUUAAAUAAUAGGUAAUCAGAAUAUAGAUUAGUAAUAAAAUAAUAAUUAACUAUCUUACUUGCAAAAUAAAGAAGAUGAAGUAAAAAGAGCAAACAAGGUCUCGGAUUAUACUAUAAAAAAUGAAUCUACACCUUAUCAAUAAAGUCCAUACUUGCUUGAUAUAAACUCUAAUUCUGAUGCAUAUACACUUAAUAGGAUAGAAACUAUUUACUUAAAUAGCGAACAUAACUAGAAGAACAACUCUAAUUAAAAUUAUGAUUAUUAAUAAUAUGAUCAGCUAGAUGAAGUCAAAUAAGAUUAAAAUCAAAAAUUAUCUACCUAAAAGUCUAAUGAAAAUUCAUAUUAAAAAUAAAAUUUUGUUGAUUAAAAUUUCAAUUUAGAUACUGUUGAAUCUAAUAAUUACAAUCCAAAUAAAAGUUAUGACAACAAGUAAGCCUAAAGGAAUUUUACACCAUAAAAUUAAAAAAUUGCUAGUUAAGAUAAUAGGCAAUACAAUUAGUAAAUAGAAGAAAAAAUGUUUACUUUUGAAUCUCCAAGCAAAUUUAUUUCUCAUAAAGAAUCCAGCAAUAGAAAAUAGUCAACAGAUGGUAAUGUUAUAUUUCAGGAUGAGUAUUUUGCACUGUAGGACACACCUACUAAAUAAGAUUAGUAAAAUAAAAGUAUUUCUGCUUCAGUGCAGAAAACUGGUAAUUUUAGUAUCACUUAAAAUAGUUAUUUCCCAUAAAACUAAUUAACAGAUGCAAAAUCAAUAGAUUAAAUAUCUAAAUAGAACUCAAGCUAGAAAUACUAAAGUCCUUUUGAAAACAAGAAUAUCAGCCAUUUGCAUGAUGGAGGAGUUUCGCCUGUUAUACCUUCUCAUAAAUCAAAUAAUUAAAUUAAUUUAGUAGGAUAAGCUUAUAGCUAUAAUGGUAGUGAAGUUAAACAAGGACGUUCUUAUUCUGAAAAAGACUCUUAUGGAAUGAGCUAUAAUUUCUUACUGUAAGACCCAAUAAAAUAAUCUUACAAGUUAGAAAAUUCUUUAGCCAAUAUGUAUUCUUUAAAAUAGCCAAAUUAAAUAGAUUCAAAAGAUGAUCCUAUUUAUAAUAGUAAUUAGAACUCUGCUGUAAAAAAUUAUUUAGAAUCUCCAUAAAAAACUCAGGCAGUUUAAUAUGAUUAUUUUAAUAAUUAAAAUUUAAAUAAAACUGAACCUACAGAUUACACUUUUUAGUAGAGUAAAACCUAACAAUUUUCAUAACAAUAAUAAUAAUAAUAGAAAAGAACAGAUUAAACAGAAACCAGCAUUCUUCUUACAGAAAUAAAUGAAAGAGUCAACAAUUUACUUUCACCAAAAAGCGAAAAUUCAACCUAAAAUUAAUAUUUCAGCUUUGCUAACAAAGUGGGUAGUUAAACUUAAAAUGUAGUCAGCUAAUAUGGUUUAGGUUCUAUUCAAAAUUCUAUAUAGCCUACAAAUACUACAACCAAUAAUUCAUACUUUAACGAUUAUGCUCACUUUUCUUCCUCAUCAACAAGUAAAACUCCAUAAAAUAAUUAUUAUUAAAGUGGAGUAAGUAAUUUGUAUGGAAUAAGUUAGCCACCACCAAUAUAUACUUUUGAAUAAUAAAAGCAAAAUAAUAUAGAUUCAUCAAGUAUAGGAAAUUACAGUUACAGGGAAAGUUUAAGUUAGCCAAUAACUUAAAGAGAAUCAACUUAUACUCCAUCUUAUUUACUUUAAAAUACUAACGCUGCUGAAAGUAGCUAAAAUGCUAAAUAAUCUAACUCUUUACUUACAGAUUGGAGUACAUUAAAUUCUAAAAUAGAAAAUGAAAAUAAAAAAUUGAGCUACUAGUAUGAUAUAAAUACUAGAAUAAAUAGCCUUAAACCAUUUUAAUUUACUUCAGAUAAGUAAAGCUUUCCUAAUACACAUUAGCCUGAUAAUUAAUAUUCUCAAUCUUUCUGCAACAUACAAUAAAACGAUGACUAAAAAAACUAAAAAUAAUAUAACUCUUUUGUUUAACAACCUUUGAAUCUCACAUAUUAGCUUCCAGAAAUACAAACUUCUUUCACACCAACUACAUCAUACCAAAAUUAAUAAUAGUAAAAUAGCAGCAUUUCUUCUAAUAAGAUACAAUUCAACUCUAGCAUUUAGGAGAUUUUAGAUAGAUACAUCCCUAAAUCUACUCCAGCACAAACAAAUUAAUAAUCUAUUUAGAUAAAUUACCAAUAGCCAUAAAUGAAUGCUUAUAGCUCAUCCUUCUCUUACUUAGAACCAUCAAUUUAGAUGAAAUUCGAAGAAGAUAAAAUAAAAAAGCAGAGUAAGUAACAAGAUUAUUGUAGUGUUGGAAGCAAUUUUAAUGAAGCAAGCAACUUCAAGAAAAACUAAGUCGAUGAUUUAGUUAGUAAAUACAUUAACAAUAAGUCUAUUUAGUAAGCUAGCGAUUUGUCCUAGAGACAAUCAGAAAAUUAUUUAGAUUGUAUUGUAUCAAAUAGACAAAAUUAUCAAGAUAAUAAUAAUAAUAAUAAUAAUAAUGAGACAAACAAAAAUUGCGGUCUUAUUUGUGGUAUCAAUUCUAACGACUAAAAAGAUAAAAUAUUUAUUGAAAACCAACAAUUAAAUAGCAAUAAAAAUUAAAACACAAAUUUAAACAAGUUAGAUUCCACUCUAAAUUAAUAGAAUGGAAGAUUCUAUUCCUUCCAAGAUAAUGAUGGAAAUAACACAUUAUAUAAAUAAUUAACGAAAUAGUCAGAACAAUAAGAAAUUUAAAUUGAUAGUAAUUCAAUUUAAGAUUUGAGCAAUAAUGUAAAUAGUAACCAAGUUUUAUUUGAAAAGAAUAGCUAAAACCUUACAUUUAACGCUUUAGCUAGUAAAUAUGAGUUUAAUUCUAUAGAUGAUUUUGAGAAAUUUAAUAGAAAUAUUAACGAUGAAAGCGAUUAGCAAACUCCCAAUAAUGCCUAUUAAAAUUAAACAAGUGAAAAAAUCUCUGUUGUUAAUGUUGCUUCUAUUUUAUCUUCACAUAGCAUAGACCAUCAAUAGCCAUAUUUUUAUAGUUUCCAUUCAAAUUCUAUGCUUGAAAAUCCUAUUAACAUUCCCUUGCCUAAAGAGGACUGUGAAUAAAUCGAUGAUAAAUAUAGUCAAUAGCAGCUACUUACACCUAGGCGACUUCUUCAUCUACCUACUUUAAAGCAUCAUCUCAGUAAAUUUACUUGUGAAUAAGUCCUAGAAUAAAUAUUUGAUAAUUUUUCACUCUCUCUAUAAAGUCUGACCAAAGAAUAUUUCACAUACAAAAUGCAAACUUUAGUAAAGCAGUAUAUCCCACAAAUUCAAUCUAUUAUUAUUCUAAAUAAAGAAAUAAAUGCACUCUUCGAAUUAUCCGAUAUGAAUAAGGAUUGGUAUUUGGAUAUAAAUGAACUUGGAUCCACUCUUAGCUAAAUAUGUAAACCUUCAGAAGAAGAUUUACCAAUAAAGUAGCUUUAUAAAAAGAUAGACUCUUAAAAUAGAGGCAAAAUAACAUAAAAUGAUCUUUUAAAUUUUGCUAAUUCCAGAGGAUUUGAUUUUAUUUCCUUUACAAAUUUAUUUAAAUAACUUGAUGCAGGGAAAAAAGGCUUUGUAACUUAUUAUGAUCUAUUGCUAAACUAAAAGAAUAAAUUGAUUAUGAGUUUGUUGUGA
Tetrahymena thermophila SB210 is the source of this 5214-nucleotide messenger RNA. RefSeq names its product EF hand protein. The record is from RefSeq and is a predicted model, not a curated record. Gene Ontology annotation, molecular function: calcium ion binding. Lineage: Eukaryota; Ciliophora; Oligohymenophorea; Hymenostomatida; Tetrahymenidae. The transcript is spliced from 8 exons.